AUGCAGUUCGAGCCCGAGUUCCGGUUCGACAUGGACGACAGCUUCACCGGCAUGUGCGGCCCCUGCCCCUCGACCACGGCCAGCUUCUCGUCGGCACCGUCAUCGGCCUACGACCCCUUCACCCCCAGCUCCCGACGGUCGACGCCCAACGAGCUCAGCUUUGACAGCAUCGAGGGCGGCUACAGCGCUCACCAGCCCCUGGACAUGACCCCCCCCUCGGCCAAGUACUUCAUGACGACCCCCGUCAAGCACGAGCAGGAGCACGGCCACCAGCAUCAGCACCGGCACCAGCACCAGCAUCAGCACCACUUCGGCGGCAGCCUCUCCGGCUCGUUACCGACAACUCCGAUGAAGAGGAUCGACAGCUUCUCGACGGAGUACGACCUUCUGGACAUCAACAUGGGCACCAUGACGCCCUCCAACAACCACGGCAGCGGCGGCGCCGUCAACGGCUCCUUCCACAUCCACCACGACGGCACCAUCAGCCCCGAGGCCGCCAUGGGCCCCUCGUCCUACAUGAUGACGCCCACCCAGAGCCUGUCGGGGUCCGACGUGGCCGACUCGUCGUCGUCGUGGAGCGUGCCCAACGAGUCCCCCGUCCACCCUUACUUCCAGCCGAGGGACGGCCUCGUCUCCUUCAACGACAUCGAGUCCCUCGACCUGGACCGUCACUCCCUCUCCCCCAUGUACCAUCCCGGCCACUACCACCCGGGCCCCCCCCCCACGCCCAGCAACGCCCGCCGCGUCGAGCGCAAGAUGAUGCUCCACGAGGCCCAGAGAAAGACGGGCGAGCUCCAGCGAGCCCAGCAGAUCCGUGCCUCCCGCAAGGUGUCGGCCGGCGACGGCCCCUCGUGCGAGCCCGUCGAGUCUUCCAACGGUUCCGUCGAUGUCGUCCGUCGUGCCAUGUGCAAGUGCGACUACCCCGGCUGCCACAAGGCUUUCCGCCGUAACGAGCAUCUCAAGCGUCAUAAGCAGACUUUCCACGGGGAAGGACCUAACCGAUUCUCGUGCGAGUUCUGCGGAAAGGACCAGUUCAACCGCCAGGACAACCUCAACAACCACCGAAAGCUGCACGCCCGUCCCAACAGCCGCAACAGGGGCGUCGAGUUCAUACCCGCCGCCGUGCCCAUCAUCGACCAGGAGGAGCGCAGCCGCAAGAGGAGGGCCCCUCCCAAGUCAAAGGCUGGCCACAAGAGCGAGUACGAUUACUAG
Geosmithia morbida is the source of this 1212-nucleotide messenger RNA. Its product is annotated as ZnF C2H2. Gene Ontology annotation, biological process: regulation of transcription by RNA polymerase II. The coding region runs from base 1 to 1212 and encodes 403 amino acids. The transcript is spliced from 2 exons. The record is from RefSeq and is a predicted model, not a curated record. Lineage: Eukaryota; Fungi; Ascomycota; Sordariomycetes; Hypocreales; Bionectriaceae. Gene Ontology annotation, molecular function: RNA polymerase II cis-regulatory region sequence-specific DNA binding; DNA-binding transcription factor activity, RNA polymerase II-specific.